GCACUUACAUAUAUUCACAUUAUUUUAGCCAGCUAGUUGUAGAAAUAUAAAAACUGUUUAAUGGUAUGGAAAGGUAUUUUUCAUGUUUUAGAUAUAUAAUAAGUAACUUUAAUAAGAAGCAUACAUAUGCUGCCUUUUUAUUCAGAGACUUUCAGUAUGAUGCUUUGUAUAUUUCGAGUUAUGACUAUAUUUUAUUUCAAUUCAGGAUUGGAGGAUGGAUCUUACACAGUUGUGUUCCUUUCUCCAGAGAUUCUAGACAGCAUUGACAAGUGGAGGUUCUUCCUGGAGAGCUCUGCCUAUACUGAUGCAGAAGCUAUGCUUGCAGUAGAUGAAGCUCAUCUGUUACAUUCAUGGGGAGAGGAGUUCAGACCAGCUUUCCGCAGAAUAGUAGAGCUGCGCAGUUUCUUCAGUGGUGCACCAGUAUUGGUACUAUCAGCAACAUGUACAAGUACAGUGCGCCAAUCUCUUCUACAAAAACUACAACUGUCAUCAGACAUUGAUGUGGAAUGGGAGGUUCCCAACAGGCCAAACAUACAUCUACAUAUCAAGAGUGAAGCAGGGAUGGAUUUAACAGCCAUGCAAUGGUGUUUUGAUGAAGUCAAAAGUAAGGGUCUGGCAGUGGAAAAAGCAGUAAUAUAUGUAAAUGGUAUAACUCAGAUGUCCCGAUUGGCGAUUGACAUUAUGGGGGAACUCGGACAGUCUGCAUAUGUUGGAAAUGAGAAAAUAUUCAAGAUGUACCAUUCCGGAAUGUCUAGGGCAGAUCUUGAUGGAAUUUUAGCAAGCUUUGCUGACCCUGAAUCAAAAAGCAGGUUUCUAAUUGCCACAAUUGCAUUUGGGAUUGGAAUUAACAUUCCAGACAUUCGUUUCAUUAUGCAUUGGGGUGCUCCCAAGACAGUGGAAGAUUAUUGGCAAGAGGUUGGUAGGGCAGGACGAGAUGGAAAACCAGCACAGGCUAAAAUGUAUGCCACAAAGGUAUCUUUAAUAAACUGUUCAAAAGAAAUACAGGGCCUUGUGAAAACUGACAGCUGUUACCGUCAAUACAUAUUGGAUUUAUUGUCUUUUACUCAGAUAUUUAAGGCACCAACCAAAUUGUUCAAUAAUGACAGAAAAUGUGAACAAUGCAAUUGUCCUGUUUGCUCAUGUUGCUCAAACUGCAAGAGACAGUGCCCAUGUUAUUUUACAAUCAGUUAG
Ruditapes philippinarum (Manila clam) is the source of this 1191-nucleotide messenger RNA. RefSeq lists its product as uncharacterized. Gene Ontology annotation, cellular component: chromosome; cytoplasm; nucleus. The record is from RefSeq and is a predicted model, not a curated record. NCBI's taxonomy places the organism in Eukaryota, Metazoa, Mollusca, Bivalvia, Venerida, Veneridae. Bases 127 to 1191 code for a protein of 354 amino acids. The transcript has 4 exons. Gene Ontology annotation, biological process: double-strand break repair via homologous recombination. Gene Ontology annotation, molecular function: four-way junction helicase activity; 3'-5' DNA helicase activity.